Messenger RNA from Mugil cephalus (flathead mullet), 2584 nucleotides. Its product is annotated as sodium- and chloride-dependent GABA transporter 2-like. NCBI's taxonomy places the organism in Eukaryota, Metazoa, Chordata, Actinopteri, Mugiliformes, Mugilidae. Gene Ontology annotation, cellular component: membrane. The transcript is spliced from 15 exons. The record is from RefSeq and is a predicted model, not a curated record. Gene Ontology annotation, biological process: sodium ion transmembrane transport. The coding region runs from base 92 to 1927 and encodes 611 amino acids.
UGUGCUCAUGUUAAAUACUAAAACCUGAGCAUUUACAGAUAAACCUACAGGUUCUGCUCCAGACUCGAGUUGUAGACAGAAGAUCUCUGCGAUGACAGGAGACUCUGCCAAAGCGGGCCUCCCCAACGGCUCCGGCCGGCCCAAGGACGUGCUGCCGCCCUCGGAGGAGAAGAUGGAGGAGCGAGGCCAGUGGAGCAACAAGCUGGAGUUCAUCCUGUCGGUGGCGGGCUCCAUCAUCGGCCUGGGCAACAUGUGGCGCUUCCCGUACCUCUGCUACAAGAACGGAGGAGGUGCAUUCCUCAUCCCGUACCUGAUCUUCCUGUUCACCUGUGGCGUCCCCGUCUUCUUCCUGGAGACGGCUCUGGGUCAGUACACCAGCCAGGGAGGCAUCACUUGCUGGAGGAAAAUCAGCCCCUUGUUCGAAGGUCUGGGCUACGGCACCCAGGUGAUAGUGACUCUGCUGAACUUCUACUACAUCGUCGUCCUGGCCUGGGGGAUCUUCUACCUGUCCUUCUCCUUUUCCUGGGACCUGGCCUGGUCGUCCUGCAACAACACGUGGAACACAGAGCACUGCGUGGAGUUUCAGAGGAGGAACACUUCAGCCAACCAAGAGAUCUAUCAGAACAGCACCUCUCCUGUCAUGGAGUUCUGGGAGAGAAGAGCGCUGAGGAUUUCCCCGGGCCUCGACCACAUGGGCUCCCUGAACUGGGACCUGGCCCUGUGUCUGCUCAUCGCCUGGGUCAUGUGCUACUUCUGCAUCUGGAAGGGGGUCAAAUCCACGGGAAAGGUGGUCUACUUCACUGCCACUUUCCCCUACGUGAUGCUGAUCGUGCUGCUGAUCCGGGGGCUCACCCUGCCCGGCGCGGCCAUCGGCAUAAAGUUCUACCUUUACCCUGACCUGGGGCGUCUGGCGGACCCACAGGUGUGGAUGGAUGCCGGUACCCAGAUCUUCUUCUCCUACGCCAUCUGUUUAGGGUCUCUGACCGCUCUGGGCAGCUACAACAAAUAUAAUAAUAACUGCUACAGAGACUGCUUGUCGCUCUGCUUCCUGAACAGCGGCACUAGCUUCGUGGCGGGCUUCGCGAUCUUCUCCAUCCUGGGCUUCAUGUCCUACGAGCAGAAUGUUCCCAUCUCGGAAGUGGCAGAGUCGGGCCCCGGUCUGGCUUUCAUAGCUUACCCCCGAGCCGUAAGCAUGAUGCCCUUCUCUCCUCUGUGGGCCGCCCUCUUCUUCAUCAUGAUCGUUUUCCUGGGGCUAGACAGCCAGUUUGUGUGCGUCGAGAGCCUCGUGACCGCCGUGGUCGACAUGUAUCCAGCUGUGUUCCGCCGUAAGAACCGCAGGGAGCUCUUCCUCUUAGCCGUCUCCCUGUUCUCCUUUCUCAUGGGCCUCAUCAUGCUCAUGGAGGGGGGCAUGUACGUCUUCCAGCUGUUCGAUUACUACGCGGCCAGUGGCAUGUGUCUUCUCUUCAUGGCCAUCUUUGAGUCGGUCUGCAUUGCGUGGGUCUACGGCGCUGAUCGCUUUUACGAUAACAUUGAGGACAUGAUUGGCUACCGCCCGGGACCUUACAUCAAGUUCUGUUGGUUGUUCUUCACCCCGGCCACGUGCAUCGGUACCUUCGCCUUCUCCCUCAUUAAAUACACUCCUCUGAAGUACAACAAUGAGUAUGUGUACCCGUGGUGGGGGUAUGCCAUUGGCUGGCUGCUCGCUCUCUCCUCUAUGGUCUGCAUCCCGUUUUGGAUGGUGUAUAAGAUCAGCACCACCCAGGGAACUCUCAGAGAGCGCAUCCAGGUGCUCACCACACCGGCCGACGAUUUACCCAAAACCAAGAGGGAGCAGGAGAGGUUACUGGCCAUCUUCGCUCCCGAGGGAGGAGCUGCCAAGGCUACAAACGGCUACUUCCCCGUGUCAGAGAAAGACUCCAAUUUAUGAGCGGCGACGAGUGUGUGGGACCCAUCGGUUUCGGCUACAUCUCUGACUUCCUGCACCCUUGCAAGAAGGUAUCAAAUCGCCCAAUUAAAUGCAGACGUGGAGGACUCGGAACAUAAUGGCGUGUCGCAAUUUUGUUUUUUGUACACUGAGAGAUAAGAGGAGGGCGAAGGACGAGAAAUUAAAGAGAAUUUGCCAUUUAUUGAAUUAUUUAGAAGUGGAUUUUUCAGGGACGAAACGAAAUUGCUCAACUCACUCUGAAAUCUGUUAAUGAAUUGGAAUGUACAGUAUAGAGGAUAAUGGUUGUAUGUAAGAAAAAAACAAUGAUAAAAGACUAGGUUAACCAUUGAAAGUUACAAAUAACAAUGGGACACCUACAAAUUCAUCAACUGAAUGAUGAUUCUUUAUAUAUCUGCCACCACGAUGUGGCUACUGAGUCACACUUGUAUCAUAUAUGUGUAUUAUGAUGAAUGAUCUGUUGUGCUUUAUAGUGGACACGUGAAUAUAGAUUAGCAGUAAACAUUAUACGACUAUAGUUUUACAUGUAGAGGACUAACACGGUAUAUAAAGCUCAUUUUUGUACUGUAACAUAAUAUGACUGUACAAAGAAAUGUGAAUCUUGUAAGUAUGGUUUUCAAUAAAAACUCUAUGUUGUCUUGA